UGUGGGGGGCGGGCCCACCAGAGGCGGCUUCGGCAGCUCAGCUUGGGGAAGAGCCCCUCAGGGCCAGAUGGACCCGGUCCAGAAAGCUGUCAUCAGCCACACGUUUGGGGUCCCCUCCCCUCUGAAGAAGAAACUCUUCAUUUCCUGUAACAUCUGUCACCUAAGGUUCAACUCAGCGAACCAGGCCGAGGCACAUUAUAAAGGCCACAAACACGCCAGAAAACUCAAGGCUGUCGAGGCUGCCAAGAGCAAGCAGAGGCCACACACCCAGGCCCAGGAUGGGGCUGUAGUGUCCCCAGUCCCAACGCUGGCCAGUGGAGCCCCUGGAGAGCAACAGAGUAAAGCAGUUCCUGCAGUCCCACCUCUUGGGUCUCCACUCCAGCCACCACCAACUCCGGACCCUACAUCCAGGGAGCCAGCCCACGAAGAGCUCUUGGAUGCUGCCUCCUCCUCGUCCUCUUCUUCCUCCUGCCCACCUUGCUCCCCAGAGCCUGGGAGAGAGGCACCGGGGCCUGAGCCGGCGGCAGCUGCCGUGGGAAGCAGCGUGAGUGGGGAAGGCAGGAGUGAGAAGGGGCACCUCUACUGCCCCACGUGUAAGGUGACAGUGAACUCGGCCUCCCAGCUUCAGGCUCACAACACAGGAGCCAAGCACCGGUGGAUGACGGAGGGUCAGCGAGCGGCUCCCCGGAGGAGCCGGGGCCGCCCGGUGUCCAGGGGAGGCGCCGGACACAAGGCCAAGAGAGUGACAGGGGGCCGGGGCGGCCGGCAGGGGCCCAGCCCUGCUUUCCACUGUGCUCUCUGUCAGCUCCAGGUCAAUUCAGAGACCCAACUCAAGCAGCACAUGAGCAGCAGGAGGCACAAAGACCGCCUGGCCGGGAAGCCCCCCAAGCCCUCCAGCCAGCACAGCAAGCUGCAGAAGCACGCAGCGCUGGCUGUGAGUAUCCUCAAGUCUAAACUGGCCUUGCAGAAGCAACUCACCAAGACGCUGGCAGCCCGCUUCCUGCCCAGCCCGCUCCCCACUGCAGCCACUGCCAUCUGUGCCCUGCCAGGGCCCCUGGCCCUCCGCCCUGCCCCUACAGCAGCCACUACCCUCUUCCCAGCUCCGAUCCUGGGCCCAGCUCUGUUUCGCACCCCAGCAGGAGCUGUCCGCCCUGCCACAGGACCUAUCGUCCUUGCCCCUUAUUAGCCCUCAUGGGGAGGCCAGAGCUGAUUUCCCAAUAGCCACUCCUUGUCUCCUACUGUCCCGAGACACCUUGGGUUCCUACAUGCCACAGAGACUGUGAACAGCUUCAGGGGUCCUGCCCAAUCCAGAAAGAAUUGGGCUAGUUUUAAGGGCAGCUCCCUUCCAAGGACUGUCGCCACCCUCCUUUCCCAGGCCUUCCAGGGUUAGUCCUAGGCUUCCCUGCAUUUCCCACCCUGACAGACCCCAAAGAUCUAUGCAAAAUCUCAGCCCCAGCCACGUGGUGCUCUCACUUUCCUCCACCCAAGACCUACACCAGGCCCCACAUGGCCAGCCUCCAGGAAUCUUAGCUUCUACAAGCCAUCCUCUCCUAGCCGGGGAGCAACUCUCUGACCUCCAGUCCUAGGCUCUGGGGCUUCACUGGAGAUAGAGAUGGGGUAUUUAGCUGGAGCAGGCUCAAGGCUAUCAGGACAAGGUGACCAUGGGAGUGUGACAGAGGACCACGGAGGAGAAAGGGGGACCCAGAAGUCCUUCGAUCAGCAGUGCUAAGGUGGGGCAGAGCCAAGGAAGUGGUGGGGCUGGUUCUGAAAGCUUUUGGGGGCUUCAUCUGCUCUGAAGGGGUGGGACUGAGAGAAGGUGAUGUUCUGGUUGGGCCCAGGGUUUUGUUUGUUUUAAUCUUAGUCUUCUGGGCAUUCAUGGGCCCAGACAUUUUUUCUUUUUCCAGAGUUGCAUUCUGUUGCCCAGGUUAGAGUGCAGUGGUACGAUCUUGGCUCACUGCAGCCUCUGCCUCCCUGGUUCAAGUGAUACUUGCCGAUGAGCCCAGUCUUAAUAUUGAGGGGGUAACUCAUCCCUCAGCAGCUCUUAUUAGCCUUCUUCUGACUUCCUGAACCCCAGCUCUUGGAGGGCGGGUGUGGGUCUCCCUCAGACUAUGGACUCAGCUAAUACCGAAUACCCCCAGGGCUCCCAAAGGAAGAGCUUUCCCUUCUCUCAACCAGCCCCUGCCACUGUGAAGCUGAGUAUUGGGAGGCAGUCUCACACGCACUUACAAGACCCAUUUCAUGCUGUCAACAUCAGUGUCACAAGCUCCCUCCCACUGCAGCACUGCCCCCUCUGCACCCCACAAUAUGGGACCUUGCCAGUAUCCCCCUGUAUCUUUUUUUUUUUUUUAAGACAUUUCCAAUGGGAGAACCAGAAAAAGGCGGGAGGGGAGGGAAACUUUUUGAUAACAAUUGUGGUUUUAUUGUGUCCAAUGAAUGCAUCAAUAAAUGAACUUGAAGCCCAA
Molecule: messenger RNA, 2462 nt
Organism: Cercocebus atys (sooty mangabey)
Lineage: Eukaryota; Metazoa; Chordata; Mammalia; Primates; Cercopithecidae
Gene: ZNF385C
Product: zinc finger protein 385C
Exons: 7
Coding region: 68-1186 (372 amino acids)
Cellular component (GO): nucleus
Molecular function (GO): zinc ion binding; nucleic acid binding
Source: RefSeq, a predicted model, not a curated record